AGAAGGCCAAAAAAAGAAAAGUAGGGGUCAAAUUGAUACUAAAUCAAUUUUCAGGGACCAAAUAGCAACACAAGAUUGGAAGAGCUGGAGCGCAAUCAAAGGGCCCACACAUUUGACAGUGUGAUGACUAAUGCCACAUUCAUGAGUUAGCCGUUGGGACUGCUCAGGCGACUACUUCUGCAUCAUCACUGAAAAAAAUUCUUGAAAACAUCAAAGAGAAGUUGUUGUAAAUUGAACUGUGUCUGAAAAUGGAUGAUUUCUUCUCCGAUAGCGAUGGUGAGAAGGCAGUGGAAGAGCUCUUGUCUCAGGCUAUGGAGUCGACUGUGCUUGAGCAGGUGGCCGCCAUUAACUGCGCUGGUUUCACGGAUUCUGGCCUGCCUUCUCACCUUGAAACUCGCUUCCAGAGGCUCAAGUCGUUCCCAUCAUCCACGGCGAAGCCCACUUCGCUGUCUACGAAAAGCUUCAGUCUUUCACAUCCUACAGAGUUCAAGAAAAUUGACUCUGUAAACGAAGCGAAAAGUUCUGAUUCCGUUGAAGAGAAGAAUGGGGAAAGAAGUGAAAAGGUGUCUUCUACGUGUUUGAAGAAAAGCCCAGUAGAGAAAGUUUGUUUGUCACCUUCUAAAUCGUCUGAUGAUGGGAGUGUUUCACCUGCCAAGAAGAACCCACGAGAGAAAAUGCAGAAGAAGGGAAGAAAAUCACAUUCUUCCUCUCCUUGGGAUGAAUUUUCCAGUAGGUCUGUUUCUCCACCUGCGAAGACUGGUUGCUUCUUGUGUUCUCCCAAGAAGGUGUCAAGGAAGAAGAAUAAAGAAAACAGGGGUUUGGAUUUGGGGCUUGAUUGGGGGAAGCAUGAUGAGCUUCUAUCUGACUUGAGUAAUUUUUCAGUGCAUAGUCAGAGAAAGAUGAUAAAAAAGGCUAUGGAGGAGGAGGAGAGAAUCUCUAGGGAGGCUGAGAAAAUUGUGAAGUGGGCUAAGCAUGCUUCUGCAAGGAUGGAUGUUUCAAGCAUUGAAGAUGAGCUAAGUGAUGAUGAGAAUGCUAAAUUUCCCUAAUCUGUUUUCUUUCUUACCAUAUAUGAUAUAGUUCAAAUUUUCUCUGAUGUUUUAUCUCUUUGCUAUGGUGUUCUGGUCUGAUUUGAGGGGAUCAGUUAUAAUUUAUACAUACAGGAGAUAUGAACAGUAUAGUAUAAGAGUUGUCUACAUGUGAAACACUUGAAAAGAAAUGAGUGAAAUAUACCUUUCUUCUGCCUUCUUGAGGAAAAUAGAUGAGUCUGAGAUUCGAAUUUGAUUGAAUUUGUUGAUGCUUAUGGAUUGUUGGAUGUUGUAGGAUAUACUUGCUUGGUUGGUGGCCCUCUUCAAUUGUGCUUUUCUAUCUACCUUGCUAGACAUUAUGGGAACUUUGAAAUCAAGGUGUUUGCUGUUGUAUCUAGGAAUGUAGGAUGGAAGGCUGGCCUAAUUAGGACGGCACCAUAGUAAACGAUCAUUGAGAGUGUUUGGAUUGCUUGUUGGUUUGUUACUCGAGUGUUUGGAUUGCUUGUUGGUUCUUUACUCAGCCGGUUUUAUUCCAUGCCGAAACAUUCAAAAGAAGCUAAAUUACUUCACAAGUCCUUUUAUGUUUCAUUCAGUAUUGCAAAUCAUCUUCCUUAUAUUACUUGCAAUUCAUCUUGUGAACGCAAUGAUGGACUGAGAAACUUGGGAGGAGAAUUUUAGUACUUCCUUGUACUAAAGGG
This is a messenger RNA of Sesamum indicum (sesame), 1723 nucleotides long. RefSeq names its product vitellogenin-2 protein. NCBI's taxonomy places the organism in Eukaryota, Viridiplantae, Streptophyta, Magnoliopsida, Lamiales, Pedaliaceae. The record is from RefSeq and is a predicted model, not a curated record.